AAUGUACAACGAACUAUUGAUAGACGCGGUUUUCAAAAGAACUCCGAUAUGGGAUAAAAAGAGUAAAUAUCACUGGAAUAGAUCUGUGGUAGACAUGCACUGGAAGGAAAUUUCUGCAGAAAUGGUAGAAGACGAAACAAGACUGAGAAAGAAAUGGAAAUAUUUGCGCGACCAGUUUUCCGUCGAGUUGGGAAAACUGCCUCCCUAUCGUUCAGCAGAUGCCACAGAAAUCACACCUACGUCAAAAUGGCCAUAUUAUGACCAACUGCUGUUUUUAAAAGACACGGUCAAACCACGUUUGACCAUUGGCAAUCCUUCGAAAACAAUUGUUACAGCGUGUGCAAACGAUGGAAUACGGAGCACAGACUCGCACGUUGACGAAGAUGAAGUUCGAGUAUACUCGGACUUGGACCAAAACGAUAAUCGUCACGAUGAACACGAGGAAGGAUCAUCGUGCGCGUCUUCCUCAGCAGUUCGAGGAUUAAAAAGGAAACGAGGGUUGGAAAGGCGAAAACUCGAGGAUCUACAUCUGAAACCGUCGCGAAACCGUGAUCUGGACGACGACGAAGAUAUUUUAUUCUUCAAAAGCUUACUCUCGCAUGUGAAAAAGAUACCCGAAUCGCGGAAAUUGUCUUUUCGCAGCCGCGUGCAGGAGAUUGUGGAACAAUUCGCUUAUGGGACUGGCACGAGUUCUACCCGAACCACUCCUAUCUCUUUUCAUUCUUCCCUUCAUUCUACCGACACCCACGACCCUCUGGAAUUAAAUUUCCAUUCCAUUUCUCAGUCUGCUCAACAUUCUUCGUAACUAAACAUUCCCACCAGUUAUUAUAUGUUACCUACUGUACAUACCGUUACGUUAUAAGGAAACUUGUC
Hylaeus anthracinus is the source of this 873-nucleotide messenger RNA. RefSeq lists its product as uncharacterized. The record is from RefSeq and is a predicted model, not a curated record. Bases 2 to 805 code for a protein of 267 amino acids. Gene Ontology annotation, molecular function: DNA binding. Gene Ontology annotation, biological process: regulation of transcription by RNA polymerase II. Gene Ontology annotation, cellular component: nucleus; transcription regulator complex. The transcript is spliced from 3 exons. NCBI's taxonomy places the organism in Eukaryota, Metazoa, Arthropoda, Insecta, Hymenoptera, Colletidae.